CGUAUGUGUGGUUUCAUCUUUUAUUCGUGCAUUCUUUUUUCUUUGUAUUUUGCACUUGUAAGCAAUAUUUCAGGCACGUUCAUACCACUCAAUGGCAAUAACUUUGUUAGUGAGCUGCAGAGAGUAUUGCUAAGCGACUAUACCAGCUAUGGCUCAUAAAGGGGUCAUUUACAGAUUGAUAGUUCGGCUGCCCAAUCACCGAAUAAUAGGGAUGGUAACAAGGAAGCCUUAUGAGAAGACGCAAGUUUGCAGUUCACUAAGCGAAGAUGGCACAGAGCUUGGAAGUCACUUAAAUGAAAGCAAUAUAGUGACAGAGGCUGCUCUGCAUAUUACCGAUAAGUCUCAGGCGUUUCGUGUUUUCUUUCAGUCGUAGAAUGUAGGCUGACUGAGAUCACUUUUAUUUUUUAUCUAUUAAUUUAAUAAUAUGGGACAGACAAAAUACUAUCAACUUUGUUUUUUGGAAAAUUUACGUAAAAAAAAAUCGAAUUUGUACUUUUGUCAUGAAACGGAUGGAACGGAAAACUUUAUACAUUUAUUCCGAUACAAACAGAUCAUUUGUAUAACACGGAACCGUUGAACUUGUAUUUUAGUCAAGGGAAAUUUCCGAAUUGUGUCACUAUAGUUUGUAAAUUUUGUGAGCUGCCAUGUCAUCAGUUAUUACUUUAUUUGACCUGGUAAAUCUAUCAAUCGGAAUCGCAGACACAGGAUGCGUGAACUUCAGCGCGCUGCACACCCUCCUGCAUGCGAUCAUAACCCGACUUGACAUACAAGAUGCGACCACGCAGUGGACACAUGAGGAACCGAGGGGACAUGGCCCGACCGAGCGGCAAUUAUCUCCAGAUGGAGAAUCCAGAGAGUACCAUAACAUGGAAAACAAGCUUCGGGAUAUCGAGAGCAAGCUAGCCUUGUUAGAGAAGCUGCCAAGCGGGGCUGACCUCAUAGCCUGUACCAGUACCGGCGUCUCACCGGUCAACGAUAUGUGGCAGAUCAUGCAGCUUCGCCGAAGGGUUGAAGCCAACGAAGAUGGUGUGUCUAAGUCCAUGGCUCUGAUGCAGGACUUAAUGAAGGAGAUUAGUGAACUUCAGGCAUCCAGAAACCACUUACAGGAGGAGGUCAGGACUCUGCAGGGGCAGCUGUCACAGUUGAACAUGAAUGAACUGCUGGGAAAAGUGAAAAUUCUGGAACAGUGCUGCCACCAAGUGGAAGACUUGGAGAAAGUAUUGAGGGAGGUGCAGGAGACGGUGAGACUGUACCCUGAUCCAGAGGAGCUGACUCACUUCAUCACCUGGGAUGUUCUACAGGAUACCCUAGUGAGGGAGGACCAGCAGCUGUUGAAGUCGCUGGGGCCCCCCCCGGAACCGCCUGACUGCACGCUGCGUGAUGGUGACGGGCUCUCCCCUCGCCCACCUCAGCCCCACGCCAGGCUGCAGUCUCGCUUUAGCGUGGGGGCGGAACACUAUCCGGAGACAGUGAAUGCCCUGAGGCACGUGGGCCAGCUGAAGAAGCAGCAUGACUGCCUGGAGGAACGAGUGGCCCAGGUGGAGAAGGACAAAGCUGAGCGCUCGGACCUGCAGCACCUGAGGGAUCACUUCACAGGCAUAGUUAACCAGAAUGCACAUGAUGAUCUCCUGGAGCAGCUGAACUACAUGAAGGGUCUAGUGGAUGGAUUAAUGACUGACAGAAUGAAGAACUCCGAGCUGAUUGGCAUUGCGCAAGGGGUCAUGCUGAAACUGGAGGAAGAGUGCAAGAAGCUAGGCGACACAGUCUGCCACCUAGUGGAGGAUCAGGUCCAAACGCAAACUAACAUGGAUCAAAUGCACAAGUCUUUGAAACAUCUGGAAGAGAAGAAAGCAGACAAGGACCUUGUGGAAAUGAAGAUUGACAUUAAAGCAGACAAGAGGGCCCUGGAGUCGACGGUGAGCCGGGUGCAGUUUGACACCAUGACGGAGCAGCUCAGCUCCAUGUUUCAGGAGCUCCUUGGCAAAGUCACCGGCCAGGAGCAGGACUGGCAGAAUGUUGUGGAGAAGAUCUCUGCUGAGAUGGAGAGCAAGCUGAACCGCAUCGAGCUGGAUCCCCUAAAAGCACAGCUGGAGGAGCGCUGGAAGGCUAUUCGGACGCAGCUGCAGGCCCAGCCCACAGUAGAGCUGGACGACGCUGCUGGGUUUAGGAAACAGCUAGUGGCGCGAUUCCAUUGUAUUUCCUGUGACCGACCUGUUGACAUGUUGACCCCAGGGCCGCAGCUCAUCAGCAUUCCCUGUGCUCCUGGCCUGCCAUCCCACAAAUCCAACCGGCCGUAUACUGUAUACGAGCUGGAGCAAGUGCGUCAGCAUUGCCGAAGUGAGCGGAUUCCUGAGAUGGCGGACUACAGCUACCUGCCGGUGUCCAGAAACUGCGGCGGCAGCCACACCCUCGCUCUAGCCAGCCGGCGCUACACCCGUUUGCAACACAUCACCCAUUUCAUGCAGUCAUCAUCUGAAGCACAGUCCUCACCCAGACCAACUUUGCCUGCUCAGGCAGAAGAGGUGGAUAUUCUUGGCCUGAACGGACAAGUCUACAAGGGCCGUCUGGCUACAAGAACAGUGAAGAACAUGGAUCCCGGGCUGCCAACCAUUAUCCCUAAAGAAGGUACUUGCAGAGGCACAGAGAAUGUGACCAGGUCACAGUCACAAAAACUCAACCUUGUCAAGGGAACGUCCAGGACUAUGGCACGUCCUCACAGUGCCAGGACAUAUCGCAGUCAAUCAGCCUUGUCCUGCCCUGGAAGGGGACGCCCUACGUCCUCCUCAGCACGUCUGUCCCACACCACAGUGUCCCAGUCCACACUCCCGGUAGAUAAUGCCAAUGAGAUCCAGCAGAGGUUGGAAAUUCACAUGGACCAUCUUCAAGUCCAAGAGGGAGAAGUGACUGGUGGAAAACGCACUUAAUUUCCUUUCUCAAAGCUGUCCUGAUUGCUCACUGGGUUCAUGCAUUUAUGAUGACAGGAUCGCAAGACCAGAAAUAACACACAAUCCAGCCAUUAAUUUUAAUAAACACAAAUUGCUGCAUGGAUGGCAGGUUGUGCAGGUCUAAAGUAUAAGAAUCCAGGCAGGUUGGCAGAUAAACAGUGUGACAAUCUCUAAAUUUAGUACUUUUUAACUUCAGUAAAGACAUGUGCACUUGAAAUCACUAUUGAAAAGAUCUAGCUGUACAGCGCCUUGAAAAAGUAGUCAGUACCCCAAACUAUUUUUUGUUUUGUCUAUGAUUCUACACUUGCAGUGUUUUUCAAGCUGAUCUACAAAAGUGUAAAUCAUUCCAAAAGAAACAAAUUCACAAACCUUUCAACAAUUUACAAAAAAAGCAAAAAAAAGGAAAAAUAUGUAUGACCUUUGUAACUAUGAGGAUAACUUUACUCAGGUGCAGUGUAUUACCUUAUGAACUCGCUCAAUUUGGUUACGGUCUCCACCUGUUUAGGAAAUGGGUGGAUUACCUGUUCCCAACUUAUUAAUGAAGAUAAAUACGCAGUUUCUUACUGAGGUCCAACAGUAUGAUGGGGAUUUUCAUCAAAGCAGACCACAAUAAAGACAAAUGAGUUUUCAAGACAAGUUGGGGCUAUUAUUAUGGAGAGAGAUAUGGGGGGUAACGUAGGUCAUCUGAAAUGCCCCGAACAUCCCUCAGAGCUCAGUGCAGUCCGUAAUAUGGAAGUGGGGAAAAUGUAAAACUACAGCCACACUGCCAGGCUGCCUCUGUAGACACCAACAAGAAUGGCACUUGUCAGAGAAGCUACUGUGACACCUACUGUCACUCUGAGUUGCAUAAGUCAGUGAACGUGAUUGGAGAUGAAGUUCACACAUCAACACAUCUCCUAGGCAUUGCACAAACAUUGGGCAUUGCCCAGACUGGGGAAGGAAAAGAAAAAAUCAUGUCCUUGCCUGUAAAGAAUUUGCAAAACGUCACUAGAAAGAUAUGGCAGAAAGUCUUGUGGGUUAAUGAGACUAAUGCGUAACCUUUUGGCUUAAACUCAAAGCAUUUGUGUUGCGGUGUAAAUCUAACAGUGCACAGGAGCCAGGAAACACAAUCCCCGCUGUAAUAUGUGGUGGAAGCAUCGUGGUGUGGGGAUGCUUUUCAACAGCAGGGUCCAGGUCAGGAUUGAUGGAAAAUCAGGAUCUCUGCAAAAUACAGAGAUCCGGAAACAAAGCUUGCUCCUCUCUGCCAGAAAGCUUACACUGGAGAGGAGCCCGACCCAAAGCACACUGCCCUAGCAACAAUGGAGUGGCUUAAAAUGAAGAAAAUUGAUGUCCUUGAGUGGCUCAGGCAGAGUGCUGACCUUAACCUCAUUGAACAUCUGUGGCGAGACCUAAAAGCUGUCUAGCGAAUUCCCCAUUUACCCUGGCACAGCUUGAGUGAUUUUGCAAGGGGGAAUGGGCAAAUCUUGCUCCAUCACAUCAUAUAAAAUGAAUAAACUUCAAAUAUAUAUUACAUACAGCUGCAGAAAAGAUUAAGAGACCAAAGGACAAUGUGUGUGUCUGCGAAUAACAUUUUUAUUUUUUUGCAAUCUGCAGCCUGGUUCUUCUCUGUUUCCCAUUAAUGAAGGGCUUCUUCUUUGCGUUAAGGGACUUAAGUCCUGCUUCUAGGAGCCUAAUACGAACCAUCCUUGUAGUGCAUUACACACCUGCACUUAAUGUUUGCCAUUCUUUUUGAAGGUCACUUAAAGUCAUCGUACAAUUCACGAGAAACUGUUGAAUAAGGUAACAGUCAUCUCUGGCAUUAGAAAGUUGCUUCUGCCCUUUACCUGGCUGGUUUCUGGUCGUUCCCAGUGUCUCCUGCUUCACCUUGCUCUUGAGUAUUGCACUCUUAGAAAUUUUGAACCUGGAGCAACCUGCUGCUCAGCGUAGCCUUCUGCCAGCAGAACCAGGAUUAAACCGGGAUUUUAAAAAUGCAGACUUGUUUCAAAAUAUAUACAGUGGUCGGUCUCAAUUUUUCCCACGGCUGUGUGUAUGUGUGUGUAUAUAAUCAAUAAGAGAAUUACCAAAAUAAUUUGUGCAUCAUCAUGUUAGAUGUUUCUAAAUACUGCAGUGAAAAACACAGGCAAAUACAUUCAAUGGAAACUGGACAAAGUAAUUUAUUUCAUAGAUAUUUUUUGACCAAAGAGCACCCUAGAUUAGAUUAUCUCUAAAAAAGGAUUUAGUAAUGAAAGUUCAGAUGUAAAUAACUGCAGGCAAUGUUUUAGCUGCUUGCGUGCUGCAUGUUAUGCACAUGUAGGUCCUUCUAUGAAUGUUUUCUCCUGUUACUAUUAAGUGUAUAUGUAAUUCUACAUAACUGCAGCUUUUGUGGCUGGGUCACACUGGGAUACAACCUGAACUGCAGUAACGUUGUUUUCAUUAUAGAUGGCACAAAAAUAUCCUACGUCUUAAUAAUUUGUUC
Messenger RNA from Paramormyrops kingsleyae, 5400 nucleotides. Its product is annotated as glutamine-rich protein 2-like. The record is from RefSeq and is a predicted model, not a curated record. Lineage: Eukaryota; Metazoa; Chordata; Actinopteri; Osteoglossiformes; Mormyridae.